AUAAAAUUUUGCCGCCAUCGUGGAGGCAGAUAAGCCGUUGACCCGCCAAACCUCGUCGUCAACAGCUCAAAAGAUCCGUUUACACCAGCGUGUUCAUAACCAAUUUUUUUACCAUCGCUUUGUACUGAUAAUCCUGCCUGCUAAUUGAUAUAAUUUUGAUCCGCACCUCGCGUUUAUGAUUUUGAGUGAAAAAAACACUUGAUUGUGAUCAAAGUAAAUUUUUUUUGUGAUAAAUAAUUUAUUGGGGGCCUAGAUCUACUGAUUUUUAGUGAUUUAUAUUAUUGGUGAUUGUUAGAAGAUCGUGAAAUGGCUAAAGUACAAUUGGCAAACGUUGCUGUACUUGAUAAUCCGUCACCAUUUCUUAAUCCGUUUCAAUUUGAAGUUACGUUUGAGUGCAUUGAAAAAUUGGAAGAAGAUCUAGAAUGGAAGAUGAUUUACGUUGGUAGCGCUGAGUCCGAAGAGUUUGAUCAAGUACUUGAUACUAUUUACGUUGGACCCAUUCCUGAAGGCAGACACAUGUUUGUUUUCCAAGCUGAUCCACCAGAUGUGAGCAGAAUUCCAGUCAAUGACGCAUUGGGAGUUACUGUUGUCCUCCUUACCUGCUCGUACAGAGGACACGAGUUUGUACGCGUUGGUUAUUUUAUAAAUAACGAGUACACAGACCCGGAACUCAGGGAAAAUCCACCAGCGCAGCCACAGUUUGAUAAAGUACAGCGCAAUAUACUGGGAGACAAGCCGCGAGUUACGAGAUUUAAAAUAAACUGGGACGAUGGUGUUGUACCUGCAGACACGGCUGAGAAUCCAGCCAAUGACUCGAUGGAUCCGUCACAAGAUAUGGAAGACAGUACUCAGGAAGAAGCUCCAACGGCUCUGAGUUUCACUGAAAAUACGCAGAGUAGUAUGGAAGUCAUGUGAAAGUAUGUUUGUCGUGAUAGAAUAUUUAUAGUUAUAAUUAUAAUUACGAUUAUUGAGUAUAGGUAACAAAAUAUAAAGGAUUAUUUUGAUAAUUACUUUCAGUUAUUAAUUUUUUUUCGUGUGUAAAUUUAAUUAUUCUAUUAAUUUUGUUUUUCCUUUUAAAUCUGUGAAAAAAAUUACAAAAGCAUUCGUCUGUAUAAUUUUUAAAUUAAAAUCAGCGCGAACUUUUUUUGAAUCUUAGAAAUUUAGAUUUU
This is a messenger RNA of Microplitis mediator, 1169 nucleotides long. It is a transcript of the gene asf1, whose product is annotated as histone chaperone asf1. The transcript has 3 exons. Gene Ontology annotation, cellular component: nucleus. Lineage: Eukaryota; Metazoa; Arthropoda; Insecta; Hymenoptera; Braconidae. Gene Ontology annotation, biological process: DNA replication-dependent chromatin assembly. Gene Ontology annotation, molecular function: histone binding. Bases 307 to 915 code for a protein of 202 amino acids. The record is from RefSeq and is a predicted model, not a curated record.